UCUCUCUAAAAUCGACAUGGCCGACUCCAUGGAUUCGCCUCCCAUGGCUUUGCUUCCUCCGGUCGCUGCGUCCGGCGGUGAGGGCGCGGUCGCCACCUUGUGCCCGGCGCCGGAAUCGUGCGGCCGUGCUUCGGAUUCGCUGUCCGUGGAAGUUCCGGCGACCGGCGUGAACGGGAUGGGCCCGUCCAGUUCUCCAAAGGCGCCGGAGUCGGCCCGUGUCCGGGAAGUCCUUGAGGAGAACUCUGCGGAGGAAGCCAAGAGGGGUUCUGCUUGCGUAGGUAUGGGCGAUUCGUCUUCUUUGGAUAUGAAUGGGGAUGGGGAGUUUCUUGGUGAAGGCGAAGUGUCCGCGAAUCUUUUGGAAAUUAAAAAGCAGCAGUUGUUGAGUGAUCUUGAAGGCGGGUCGAUCUUCAGACCGGUAGCCCAGUCGGAGUACGUCGCUGAGGAAUCGCCGGAUAUUGGUGUGAUGAUAGGGGGCGCUACUGAUGGAAACAAAAUUUCCGGGGAGCUGGUGCAUACUUGUGACGAGGUGGAAGGCGACGACGGAAUUGACGGUUCUCUCAGACGUUCGUUGAAGAUUCAAGUCAUCGAUGACAUUGCGUUGAUUGAACCCGUGUUGUUCGCUGGAAUUGGCAAUGGGGGUGACGUGGAGAUGGGAACGGUGGUGAGUUUUUCAAGAUGCACUGAAGGAAGUUCUAAUAAAUGUGUGAAAGAAGCUGCGGAUGGAAAGAAGACUAAACGUCCUCGGAGGAAAGGGAAAGGUGCACAGAGAGAAAAUUCAGUGCAUUUUGACGAACCUAUAGAUGCUUGUCGAACAAAGGGAGACGGAACCAAAAGAAGGUACUCGAGGGAAGAAAUGGAGGCCCUGAGGUUUGUUAAUAUUUCGGAACAACGAAAGUUUUGGAGAGAGAUUUAUAAUGGCCUAGGCCCCGUGGCAAGAGAGUAUGCAAACCUUGCAAGCUCUAAGCAUCAGGCGCAGUCUUCUUUGAGCUAUCAUUGCCAGCGUCAGUCCCUUGGGAGGGCACAGGAUCCUGGUAUUCUUGGUGAAGGGUGUAAAGAACAGGUUGGUAUUGUACUUGAGAACACAGAGGACAGUAAAACAAACUUUGUGAAUCUGGAUCCUGCUUGUGGUCAAAAUACUAGUUGUGAAGAUAUUGAUAUAAUAGAAGAAGGGGGCGAGGAAGAUAGUGAUGACAGUGAUGAAUACUUUGCUAACAUCCAAAGACCAGCCUUUUAUGUUGAGGGAGAACCCAACUUUGAUGCUGGGCCUCCAGAAGAUGGGUUAGAGUUUCUUAGGCGAGUCAGGUGGGAAGCUGCACAGAUUCCAAAUGUGAAGGUCGCCAAGCUUGAUCAGAGUAAAUUCCACAAAGAACAGAGCGCUUACAUGCCUGUAAUACCUGAGAUUGCUGAGUGUCCAGAACAUUUGAUGCCACUGAAACAAUGGGAGGACGCUUUUCUUGCGGAUUUUUCAAUGUUGAGGAGGGCUUUGUCAAGUGUUGAGGGUACCGGUGCUGAAAUUUCAGGGAAACUGCAAUGUUUGAUUGAGGUCACACAGGAGUGUUAUGUUCAGCAUCCCAAAAGUGAUGCUUCUGAAAAUUUCAACGACUGUCAAAAUGCUGGGGAGGUAGAUGAAGCAGUCAUUAGCCCUAGCCAGAAAUCUCUCGGCAGUGAAAAAAGUGAAGACCCUGUCUUGUCCACGAUACUUGGGAUGGACUCGGUGGCAAGGGUGUCCAUGCUCAGAAAACGCAUAAACUCGGUGGAAGAUGCGAGCCUUCUUUCGAGGAACGAUUGUCUGUGGCUCUUUGCUCUGUGUGCUGCCGUGGACACCCCAUUGGAUGCCAACACUUGCGCAUCUCUCCGGAGUCUGCUCCGGAAAUGUGCGAGCUUGCGAGCUCAGAAGGCUGAGCUGGACGACGAAGUUAUAAUGCUGAAUAUUCUGGCCACUAUUUGCGGCAGGUAUUUUGGGCAGUCAGAUAAUUGAAGCCUUCUGCUACUACUGUGGCCGUGCUCUAUUUUUCACUUUAAACUCUUAUAAUAUGUUUAAGCUUAUGUUUCGUAUUGACAAAAUCCGGAUUUCAGUUGAGUCUAUUACAUCUAAUUUUAAGGAAAAA
Eucalyptus grandis is the source of this 2108-nucleotide messenger RNA. RefSeq lists its product as uncharacterized. The transcript has 4 exons. The record is from RefSeq and is a predicted model, not a curated record. Bases 17 to 1978 code for a protein of 653 amino acids. Lineage: Eukaryota; Viridiplantae; Streptophyta; Magnoliopsida; Myrtales; Myrtaceae. Gene Ontology annotation, biological process: spliceosomal snRNP assembly. Gene Ontology annotation, cellular component: nucleus; SMN complex.